Molecule: messenger RNA, 3645 nt
Organism: Closterium sp. Naga37s-1
Lineage: Eukaryota; Viridiplantae; Streptophyta; Zygnematophyceae; Desmidiales; Closteriaceae
Source: the annotation of a GenBank genome assembly
AUGUCGAAUCUCCUCGCCAUCGACCUGAGCAACAACAUCCUCUCCGACACGAUUCCCGCGUCGCUCGGCGACUUACCGCAACUUAAGUUCCUCGAACUGAACAAUAACCAGCUCUCGGGGGAGAUUCCCGCAUCGAUCGGCAACUUAAAGCGUCUCAAGUCCAUCUCGCUCGCACAUAAUCAGCUGCAUGGUCGCGUUCCGAAGGGACUUAAUUACCUCCGCGAUAGCCCCGCCAAGUAUAAUUUCUCCGAGAACGGUUAUGGGUUCUGCGGCACGGGCUUUAAGGGGCUCGAUACCUGUCCCGGCGACCCGCCGUACGUCUCUAAGAAGUCCCCGCCCAAGGUGAAACCGCCAGUCAAGCCGCCCGUCGUCAAACCGCCGGUCGUGAAGCCUCCUGUCGUUAAACCGCCAGUCGUUAAACCGCCAGUCGUUAAACCACCCGUCGUUAAAUCGCCUCCUAAGGUUACCCCACCAGUCGUCAAGCCCCCGCCAAAAUCACCGAAACCCUCACCGGAAAAGCCGCUCCCAUCGCCUUCCAAAAGCCCCAAACCUUCCCCUUCCGCGCCUUCCGCCUCCCCGAGUAACCCCCCGCCAACUACCUCCCCUUCCCCUUCCCCCGCCAAGCCAACUUCCCCGCCGUCCUCCCCCGCGCCCUCCGCAAACGCCCCGCCGUCCUCUCCGCCGCCCGCGGACGACCCACAGCCCGUGCAGCCGCUCGUUCCGCUCUCCCCGCCCCCCGGUUCCGCCACCCCCUCCGCCUCCCCGCCAGCAGACACCCUCUCCAGCGGUACCGCGGCGGCGGCAGAUAGCGGAAGCAGCGGCGGAAACAGCAGCGCAAGCGCGAGCAGCAGCAGCAGCGGCGAGAGCAGCGGGGGAAUGAGCAUGGGCGUGUAUAUCGGCAUUGCGGCUGGAGGCGCGUUGUUGCGCGCGGCGGCAUUUAGGGCGAUUCGCAGCGACAAGGAUCUCAACCCCCCCUCCGCCUCCAAGCGCGGAUACGGCGGAAGCAAGUCCAAGGGCAAGGCGCGCAGCCCCACGGGUGCGGAAGCAGCGGGCGGAGACGCAGGCGGAGGAAGCGGGGCAGCGGCGGCUGCGGCAGGUGCGGCGGCAGGAGCAGCGGCUGGAGCGGCAAUCGCGGGUUCUGGUCGCAGUUCGUCUAAAAAGAAGUCUCCUUCUAAGCGGCAUUCUCCGUCGAAGCACCACCGUAUCGAUAUCGAGUCUGGUAAUAACGGAGCCAGUGGUUAUCACUCGGGUUACCACACGGUUGACGUACCGCCUGUAACGGUCGUGGAGCUCCCUCCCGAGCCUGCCAUCCGCUCGGCUCGGGAACCCGAGGCUGCAGCCUCGGCAGUGAGCGCCACAGGUGCGGCAGCCGGAGCUGCGAUCGCAGGCGCGGGAAGCAAGAGCAAGGGCAGGUCCGGCAAAUCCCAUUCCCCCUCUCCCAAGAAGGACGGCUCCCGGAGCAAUCCGAAUGCGGAUAAGGAGAGCGUCGGAUCGUCUCCACGUGGCGACCAGCACGAUCCAACGGCUGUUGGGGGCGCGCUAGGCUCCCGCUCAAUUGGAGGCAGCGGCAGAAGCGGCAGCGACCGCAAGACAGGCGCUGCCGCUGCCACUGCUGCUGUUGCCACAGGAGCUGCUGCCGUUGCUGCUUCUGGCUCGGGAAGGAGCCCCCAGACCUCUCCACACAAGACUCGGCCGGAGAGUCCCCGAACCAGGAAGUCAGGCUCGGGAUCCGCCGAGCCAGCGUCUCGGGACGGAGGGAGGAAGGAGCGCAAGGAGCAUACCCCGCCGAAGACGGAGAGAGGGAGUGGUAACCAGUCGGGUAGGAGCCCUGAGACCAGCCCGUCGCCUAAGGGACACAAGGACGGGUCGAGCAGGAGACUGAGUAACGACGGUGGCAAUGCUGCUGCUGCAGGUGCGCCGGUGUUCGAAGCUUCUCCGCCCGCCAUCCCCCCGUCCGUUCCGCGCAACCGCGACAGCACCCCUCCGCGCAUGCCCUCGUGGUCGCGCACGGGGAACCGGAACUCCCCCUCCCCCGGCGGAAGUAACCACCGGUCCUCCUCUCCGAACCGAAGCUACCACGGCACACCGCCCAAACCUGCCGAGCCUGUGCCGAACCUCCGGGAGGAGGGGAUCCCUACAGUGGUGGAAAUCCCGGUGGAUUCUGACGAUAAUCAAAUCAAAUCUGGCAAAUCCAACCGCCCGGUGCUCAUCCCUCCUGCGGUUCCCAUCCCUCAGCUGAAAUCUAUGCCGGCCGGAGCCGCGUCGAGGAAGAAAGGGGGGAGGAAUGGGGGCGGAGCGGGGGAGGAUGACGUGUCACCCGCUCCGCUGCCGAACAACAUGCGGCGGAGUGGUUCCGGGGACGAGAGGGGGGAGGGGCGGGCGGAGGGGGGAGGCGCUGGCGCGGGGAUGGCGGUCAGCGCAACAGCUGUGACUCCCAAGUACGGGGCCGCGGGGCGGGCGCUGAGGGUGGCGGAUUUGGAGGAGGCGGGGGGAGAGGCGGAGGGGGAAGGGGAGGAUGACGUGGUGGGGGAGCUGCGGAGCAGCAGUCGGAAGGGCGGGUACGGGAGCGGAAGGGGAAUGGGCGGAGGGGGAGGCGGAAUGGGGGGAAGAGGCGGAGUUUGGACCCCUUCAGGUGGAUCCGGAGGGGGUGCUGACGGGGCACCAGAGGCGUCAGAUGACGUGGCAGGGGAGGGUGCCAGCCUGGAGCGGUUUUUCACGGUUGCUGAGCUGUCAUUGGCCACGAAUGACUUUGGAAGGCAGUCCCAGAGAAAUGUUUUGGGUACGGGCAGGGACGGCUCGGUGUACAAGGCUCGGCUGCCUGACGGGACGACCGUGGCAGUGAAGCGGCUUACCCAAAGAAACCUGGACCAAUCAGCACGCGAAUUCAGAUUCGAAGUCGAGUCUCUCGCCCACGCUCGGCACCCGAACCUCGUGGCGCUGCUGGGGUGCUGCGCGGAGGAGGACGAGCGAAUGCUUGUGUACGAAUUUGUGCCCAACGGCUCUCUGGACGCGUGGCUGCACCAGAACGGGAACAUGGAGCCCAUUGAUUGGCCCAUGCGCAUGCACAUCGCCAUUGGCUGCGCCAGAGGUCUCUCCCACCUGCACGAGGGGCUGGACAUGAAGGUGGUGCACAGGGACGUGAAGGCCAGCAACGUGUUGCUGGACGCGCAGUGGAACCCCAAGCUGGGCGACUUCGCCAUUGCCCAGGUCAUGGGCCGCGACCAGAGCCACGCCGCCACCCGCGUUGUUGGGACCUUCGGAUAUGUGGCUCCGGAGUACAUGAACACGGGUCUGCUGACGGAACGAAGCGAUGUGUACAGUUUCGGGGUGCUGCUCCUUGAGAUCAUCUCCGGAAGAAAGCCCAUUGACAAUGGAGCUCCUCCUGACGAGAUGGAUCUGGUGACAUGGGCCAAGAAGCUGAGCUCACAGGAGCGGCUGGUUGAGAUUGUAGACCCGCGCCUGCAAGGCAUGAUCUCUCCUGACGAUGCGGAGUACGUCCUCGGGAUUGCCAUGCGUUGUGUGGAGACCAACGCACUCAAGCGGCCGCGCAUGACCCAGAUCGUCCACAUGCUGGAAAGUGAAGACCCAAAACAGAGGGACGAUUGGGUGGCUCGAAGGCCCAGUCCUAACUCUGUCUCGAUUUGA